Molecule: messenger RNA, 683 nt
Organism: Monopterus albus (swamp eel)
Lineage: Eukaryota; Metazoa; Chordata; Actinopteri; Synbranchiformes; Synbranchidae
Gene: urm1
Product: ubiquitin related modifier 1
Exons: 5
Coding region: 48-353 (101 amino acids)
Biological process (GO): tRNA thio-modification
Cellular component (GO): cytoplasm
Source: RefSeq, a predicted model, not a curated record
GUACGUAACGUCCGGUUUUUUUUACUACUUCCUGCAUAUGCCACAAUAUGGCGGCGCCCAUAACGAUUCACCUGGAGUUUGGAGGAGGAGCAGAACUACUGUUUAGUGGAGUGAAGAAACAUCACAUGACUCUUCCAAGUCAAUCACAGCCUUGGGACAUGAAGCAGCUGCUGGUCUGGAUCCAACAGAACCUGCUGAAGGAAAGGCCUGAGCUCUUUGUCCAGGGAGACUCUGUGAGACCUGGGAUUCUCGUGCUUAUCAACGAUGCAGACUGGGAGCUAUUGGGGGAGCUGGAUUACCAACUACAAGACAAAGACAACAUUGUGUUUAUUUCCACCCUUCAUGGAGGAUAGAGAAGGAAUGUGGCAUUCAAACAUAUAUCCUUGACAUCUUUGUGACACCUUUUCGCUACAUCUUCUGCACCCUUCACUUUUCUCCCCCACAUCCCAACAACGCGUAACCCCAUUGGACACCGGGAAUGUGUCGGCCUCACUGCGAGGACUGAAGUGACUGAUGCUUGUCUGUAGGAGUGGGUGGAAAUUCAAACAGGAAGUGCAGGCACUUUUGUAAAUAUCAACAUAGUUGGGUUUGUUUUUUUGGCAAACUGAACACUGAAGAGCACUCACAUGAAGCUCUUGUUAGACUUGUCAGCUCGCUGGUAUGAGUAUAAAUGCAUAGUUUGU